Diatraea saccharalis (sugarcane borer) is the source of this 1702-nucleotide messenger RNA. The record is from the annotation of a GenBank genome assembly. NCBI's taxonomy places the organism in Eukaryota, Metazoa, Arthropoda, Insecta, Lepidoptera, Crambidae.
CACGUUCGGCGUUUGCCGGCGCAAGCGUAGUUCAAAUUCAUCCGCCAUGUUCGUCGUGUCACACGGAGUGCAGUGCGCAACUGUUACAUGUUUUAUCGAAAAAUAGCUGCAUAAAACUUAUUACAUAGCCUAAGUACUGGUGCUUGUUUUAAUGGCAAAACCCUAUUAUGAUCACUGAAGACAAAUUAACGGAAGUGUCAAUGUAUCGUAUGAAAAACGUGAAAUAAACUGUGCAUUUGUGUGUUUAUGAUAACUGUUAACAGUAAUCUUACCGGGUUUUUGAUUUUUUUUCCAUAUAAUCUCAUACAUUCUGUGAAGUGAAGCUUGGUGUUAUUAUUAUGCAACGUAACAUAACCGUGACCUUUGCGUAUCGUCACCGUGCUUGAGGUGCUUUUUGAGGUUAAAAUGCAGCUUGGAUUAUGAGCGAUUGCGCCGAGCCAUCAGAUUGGCGCGCCCCGAUGAUGGACGAAUCGGAGGCGGCUCGGCGUCGCGCGCCGGCUCCUCCGCCGCGGCAGGCCGUCCGCCCUCCCGAGCCUAGGCCGCGACAUAUGCCCCCACCACAACGGUUUGGUCCCGACUUACCCGCUGCCCUACGAUCAGGCCCCGACCUCCCAGCUCCUCCGCGUCUCAUUCGCCCUUCUGAACACCUAGCUAUCGUGGAACGCGCGAUGGAACGACGGCCUGUACCGUUGGUCCCCACUGUGAUGGUGGUGCACGGCCCUCGCCCUUCCCUCCCUCCCCCUCCGCCGAUUCACCGCCAGGUCUUGCCCCCGCCGAUGAGAAUGCCAGCUCCGGUGCCUCACCCCGUGAUGAGGUUACCGCAGCCAAGGAAAGAUAUUAAGGUAAGUAAUUUUUUUAUGAAAAUUUAAGCUCUCCUGAAUUUCCUUGUGUAUACCGUAUGUGGAAAGGCACAUGCAAAACAAAAUUUUGCUCAUACAAACCUAAAUAUAAUAAUAAAAUUGAAAUUGAAGUAAUUUUAUUUCGAUAUAAUAAUUCUGUGUAGGUAAGUAAGUUAAACAAAAUACAAAAAUGUAGGUACAUGUAAACUCAUCCCAUAUGGAUCCAUAAACAUUUGUAAUUAAUCUUUAAAUGAAUAUAAACUAAUAAUAAUAACUUAAUAAUAAUAACUUUAUUUCCAAUAACAUGACAAUAUUCUUUGAGCCCUGUCUCCCAUACUAGUUUGAACUGUAUAAUGGGAGCCAGUGCCUUCCUAAUUACUGUUACAAUUCAAUAUUGGAGGUGGUCUACCAGAAUAAUAAAUACAGAAGGUUAUUAUUAACAUAAGUUAGCCAAAAUGUUUUACCAAAACCAAGAAUUAUUUGAAACAAGUGUCAUAUACAUAUCAAACACCUACGAGCCAAAAAAACAAAAAAAUAAAAUAAAAUAUAAUAGUAUUAUUUAGUUUAUAUUCUUCCUCAUCAUUCAAUUAUUUCAUUGCUACAACAAAUUUAAAAUUAGUUUCUCACACAUAUCAUAAUCCAUCGUGUUUAACCAUUCUUUUAACAUUGUUUUUAUUUUAUAGUUGGACGUUGUGACUAUAUUUGGCAUAUUAUUGAUUAUUGCAUUAUAAAAACGUGGUGCAAGACUGUUAAAGUUUCUUUUAGCAAAUGAACUUUUAACCGUUUGAAUAGGGAAUUUGAUCUUUCGUCUAUGACCUCUUGGUGCAAGAUUAAUUUUCGGAGCAACCGAUCUAUGAUAUAAC